Notodromas monacha is the source of this 317-nucleotide messenger RNA. Lineage: Eukaryota; Metazoa; Arthropoda; Ostracoda; Podocopida; Cyprididae. The record is from the annotation of a GenBank genome assembly.
UCACAUUGUUUUCAUGCUUGCAGGUAUCGGUAAUUUCCUUUUUCCAAAUCAGUCGUGUUUUGAGUGGGUCUGUCAUUCUGAGUUUCCCAGUGUCGUAUAUGACGUUGGACACAAUAUCUGACGAAAGGUCGGAAAGGGUUCUCCCUUCGAGUAUCACCGAUUCGAGUGCUUGCGAAGGGCCCUCUGGCUCGAAAUCUUCUGAGUAUAUGUACGUCGCACAUGUCGAGCCCGCUUUGGAAACUGAGUCAUCCUGCCAUAGGGCAGACGAGUCCUCAAGUUUAGAUGAGCUUUGGAAGCUGCAGCCAUUUCGCUCGUGA